This is a messenger RNA of Ectocarpus sp. CCAP 1310/34, 1084 nucleotides long. Lineage: Eukaryota; Phaeophyceae; Ectocarpales; Ectocarpaceae. The record is from the annotation of a GenBank genome assembly.
AUGUGCGACUUCAUGCUCGACUGCACGAGGGCGCUUAUUGACAGCGGGUACACCCUGGCUUCCUUCAGGGGGAUCCACAGCAACCCCGACUAUCCCGUCGUACUCCCCAUCUGGUCAGAGCUUUCGAAGGGCGACCUCCUUCCCCCGCGCCAGGUGACCGGGCAAGCUGGUGCUCCCAAGAAGGGCGCCCGGCAGCGUGCGCGAUUCCCUGGUCUCAACGACAACUGCCAGCGUGGAGGCGGCCCGGUAGCCCGAGACGCAGGUGUGCGUGGCGGCGGGGGCAGCGCUGAGCGUGGCGGGGGCGGCAACGCCCAGCCGCUCCCGGUACAUGGCAUGGGCAGUGUUCGCAGCCACGUGGGAGACCUCAACAUCGGAGGUUCCGCGGGCGAGCGACCCCCCUCUAGGGUGUGUGGGGGGCUUGCUGUUGAGCGUUACAGCUCGCAAGACGCUCCCCGCCGCGAUAAUGCAGCGGGGGCCGGGUCAAGUGCCGUGCUGAGCCAACCCCAAGGCUCUAUCGACAUGUCGUAGUUCAAGCAAGCUGUUUUGCUCAUCCUUUUGGAUUUCUUCGUCGCACGGUGUCGGAGUGACACUCGAGGCUGUUGUUCGUGUCUAUGGCAGCAAGGUGCUUCAAGUCGCAUGUGUUUACAGCUUUGCGUAGAGCACCCGCCACGGGCGGGACACGUUGUCGGAGUGACGUGCGAGGCUGUGGUCCGCGUGUAUGAUAGGGUGCAAGACGUCGCAUGCAUGUGUCUGCAGCUUUGCGUAGAGCACCCGCGACGGACGGUGCGCUUUUUGUUGCGUAUAUUUUUCGCUUGACCGUCACCAAAAGCGACAUUUGACAACCUCGCACAUAAUUGGGAGGGAUAGGUGGAGUUGACGUCAAGAAUGGGCAGAGCCGUCGAGCUCCAAGGGGAACCAGUUGUCAAGGACGGUCGGCGUGAACCACUGCAUGAUUGUUCCGUAGACUGCUGCGUGUAUGGAGCGCUUGUGACGAUAACCGCGACAAGCAAGAGCGUGUGCCCUUCACCCCCCACCGAACGAUUCCCACCCGAGCAUUCACCCCGAAAAACUUCAUGAAAUCCCU